UUUUAUCGGUGUUAACAAUUUGGUUCAUCAUUAUGAAAGCGGGAUUUAUUAUAAUUGCUCUUUGUUUUCUUUCUUUAUUGCGAAUCGGUUCAACUGCUCCAAUGGGUGUUACUGUCAAAGCAAGUUAUGAUCAACAGAUUAUAAAUUUAAUAGUAUGGAUUUGUCCAGAUCCAACACUUUUUGCAAUGGUCCAAUCAGCUUUGCAACAAUAUCGAACUGUUGAUGACAUCAAUAAAUCAGUUCAAGAUCAAGUUUCGGGCUACCGUAAUGCCAUUUGGUUAGUGAACACGAUCAACUACAGUAGGACGACAGCUGACACGGAUCCUGGUCCCAACAGAUCUUCCCAGAAUUUGUGUUUCGUGCAGGCGCCAAAUGAGAAAUUGGUUGUUUUCGUGGCAGCAGCGGUAGCCUGAUAUGAUUAAAAAAUUUGUGUACUUUUUGGAAUGAAAUUUAUAAUUGAU
This is a messenger RNA of Caenorhabditis elegans, 461 nucleotides long. RefSeq lists its product as uncharacterized. Lineage: Eukaryota; Metazoa; Nematoda; Chromadorea; Rhabditida; Rhabditidae. The record is from RefSeq and is marked reviewed.